This is a messenger RNA of Beta vulgaris subsp. vulgaris (sugar beet), 807 nucleotides long. RefSeq lists its product as uncharacterized. The record is from RefSeq and is a predicted model, not a curated record. The transcript is spliced from 7 exons. NCBI's taxonomy places the organism in Eukaryota, Viridiplantae, Streptophyta, Magnoliopsida, Caryophyllales, Amaranthaceae. Gene Ontology annotation, molecular function: cysteine-type peptidase activity. Gene Ontology annotation, biological process: proteolysis. The coding region runs from base 143 to 787 and encodes 214 amino acids.
AAAAUGUUAAUUCAAUGGAGAAUCGCAAGUAGGAGAACGAAGCCGUAAACAUAGGAAGACAAAGACAUCGGUUGUUUUGAGUGAGGAGUACGAACAGACGUGGCGUCCUAAGGCAACCAACAAGGAUAAAUUAUUUGAGCUGAUGUCAAAAUGCAAGGGAGAUCCAAUUAUAAUUGAUGUUGAUGGGAACUUUGCGACAUUGAGUUGUUGUAGAUCAUUGUCUCAGGCCCGUGGUCGAUUAGAUGAUAAUUAUGUUCGAGUUGCAGCAUGUCUUUAUGUGAAAGUGUGGGGGCGGCGAUUUGGAACUAGAAGCAGGAGGUUGAUGCUGGAUCCAACAUUUGCGAUAAGAGUGCUGCAAGUAGAAGGAGAUAACUGGGAUAGUGUUGAUAGGAUAAUCCAGUCCUCCAUCAAGAACACACCAGUUGCGUCAUGUCUUAGGAUAAGUGUGGUAUUUGUCCCUGUUAUUGAAGACGGUCAUUGGUGGUGUGCCGCCUUCUCGGUAAACAGGGAGGAGGUGAUGAUCAUAGACUCCAUGGAAACAAAAGAAGCUGCAAAGCUGCAUCACGUAUCAGUAGAGGCAUUGUGCUACGCAAUGGACCGGUAUUUUAGAGCUGUCGACAGUUCCUGGGAUAUCGGGGCUGUGAGCAGAUGGCCGCGUUCUACUCUAAACAUGAAGCAGCAGUCGGACUUGCAUAGCUGCGGAGUUUACAUGUUGUUAGCUAUCAAGCACAAUGCCGAUCGUUUUGUGGAGAGUGUACAAUUGGUAAAUGUUCCGUUAAUUUCUUGAUAUUGAACUAAGGUUUUCAU